Messenger RNA from Priapulus caudatus, 369 nucleotides. Its product is annotated as DNA repair protein RAD50-like. The coding region runs from base 1 to 369 and encodes 122 amino acids. Gene Ontology annotation, biological process: telomere maintenance via recombination; chromosome organization involved in meiotic cell cycle; double-strand break repair. Gene Ontology annotation, cellular component: condensed nuclear chromosome; Mre11 complex. The record is from RefSeq and is a predicted model, not a curated record. NCBI's taxonomy places the organism in Eukaryota, Metazoa, Priapulida, Priapulimorpha, Priapulimorphida, Priapulidae. Gene Ontology annotation, molecular function: double-stranded telomeric DNA binding; G-quadruplex DNA binding; single-stranded telomeric DNA binding. The transcript is spliced from 3 exons.
AUGCACAUAGCUGUUGUUUGCAUCAUCCAUCAGGUGCUCGCUUCCCUCAUCAUCCGCCUAGCGUUGGCCGAGACAUUCUGCCUCAACUGUGGCAUCCUUGCCCUAGACGAGCCAACUACAAACCUAGACAGAGACAACAUAGAGAGUCUAGCACACGCCCUCACCGAGAUCGUGACGUACCGCAGCCAGCAGCGUAACUUCCAGCUGCUCGUCAUCCGCACGACGAAGGACUUCCUAGAGAUCCUCGGACACGCCGGAUUCGUCGACAACUACUACCGCGUCAGCAAGAACGCAGAGCCGUUGUCGAUGCUCAGCAGUGCAACAUAUCAGCAAUCAACGGGUGAUGUGUUCUGCAUCUGCGCAAUGUAG